Messenger RNA from Pogoniulus pusillus (Red-fronted tinkerbird), 6461 nucleotides. RefSeq names its product exophilin 5 (gene EXPH5). Bases 1 to 5931 code for a protein of 1976 amino acids. Gene Ontology annotation, molecular function: small GTPase binding. Gene Ontology annotation, biological process: intracellular protein transport. The transcript is spliced from 6 exons. The record is from RefSeq and is a predicted model, not a curated record. Lineage: Eukaryota; Metazoa; Chordata; Aves; Piciformes; Lybiidae.
AUGACCGCAGCGCCCCCGGGGCCAGAUCUCAGUUUUUUAAACGAGGAGGAAGCCAGGGCGAUUUUUCAGGUGCUGCAAAGGGACUCGGAGCUCCGGCGGGCUGAGAAGGACAGAAUCAGCAAACUUCGGAAGAGGAAGAAGUCUGAAGCAGGACUGCCAGGAGUGACUGGAGAAUGGUUUGAAGAAAUACUAAGAAAGAAAUUUCAGAACUACACAGAUGUCAAUAGAAUGCUAAAACCACCAUUAGAGCAUCAGCUAAAAAAGAGCAAAACCACCAAGCAUAAAGAACUAAAAAUGUCAUCUCGCACAAAUCCUGAAGCACAAAAGAACAGCUCAGCUUCCUUUCUGGGAUUCAGAUCACCCUUUGCUUGGCAUUUCUCCUUUAGAAAAUCAAGGAAAAACCAGACCCAGAAGCAACCACGAUAUGACAGCUCUGCUAGCCCAUCUUCGAAAGCAGAAGAAAUGGCAACAAUUGAAAUGUGUAAUUCCCCAAUGUCAGCUGGAACAAGUGGUCAUUCUUUUGAUGCAAACCAAAAUGAAAUGAUGGAAAAAAGUACAGAGGAAUGGAAUGAACAACUAGAGAAGGAGUUUUUCAGUGUUCUAAAUGAUCUGGAUGACCAGCUAGCCCAGGAGCAAGCCCAAGACCCAUUGGACAGGACAGUUUCUACUAGCAGUGCAUCAAAUGGCCAAGGUAUUAGUGCAUUCCCUGCUUCCAAAAGGCAGACUGCUAGUAGGAUACAACCAAGAAAUGACUGGAGCGACAAGCCUAACACAUUGUUUGCAGAUGGACUGAGAACAAUAAGAGCCAAAGAUGAACACAAGAUUUUCAUCAGACCAAGGAGAUUACGCAGUGCAUACAUAAACUGGCACCAGACAGCCUUCCUGGAAGAUUGUGGAUACGCUGAUCCAGUCAAAGGAAAUCCUUACCUGCUAAGCAACAGGCUGUCUUCUGUUUCUUUCGGACGGUCUUCAGAAGGUAGCUUAUAUCCUCCUUCUGUAACACAGAAUAGUGGAUUUAGGCACAAGAGCUGUAUGAACAGAGAUACAGCUGGCAGAAGUUACUCUGUAUCUUCCCUUCGGAGACGUCCAUCACUGGGAUCUUCUGACCAGCUGUCAGCAUCUCGUUUGCAAUAUCCAUUGGCAAGGGAGAGCAACAACAGUUUUGUACCGCGAUUUGGUCGACAGAACCCAAAGAGAAUUCCUCUGUCUUCUAUUGUAUGGAACAACACACCAGACCCUCCUGGACAAACAGCAGCUCAAGAAAAAAUGUUUAGAACUCAAUCACUGAUGGAGUUUCAUGAUGCUGACCAUGGUAGAUAUCCUAGCUCUUUGCAAGAAACCAAGAAAUAUGCAUGUUAUCACUCAAAACACCACUACAGAAGAUCUAUUUCAAGCAGCAGUUGCAUUAGCAGAGUUAGUUGCCCUGACAAAGCUACUUCUCCACUUCCCUUUGAUAACUGGGAAAAUUAUCCAAUAUACAAAUCAGAAAAUAAUCUCUCUAGAUCCUCCUAUAGAGAUACUUCUCACAGCAAGUUGCAUGCAAACCAAAAAAAAUCUUAUGGAAGAAAAGACAGCUAUCCUUCUUGGACUGAUAUUCCACAGUACUACAGUGAUGAAGCAUUUAUUUCCCCCGAUGACAGCUUUGAAGUGAUUAUGGCUAAUUUAAAUGACCAACAGUGGGCACAUACAAAGACUGCCAAGUUUGGUUCACAGUGCUUGCGAAACGAUUUUAAUGUGUAUUCUCCAGAGAAUACAAAUAUUAAAAGGAUGACAAGAAGUGCAAAUAGAACCUUUUCAGAAUUCACAGACAGCUGUCAGCCUUGGCAGAGCUGUAACUCUCCAGCUUCUCCAUCUAGUACCAGAAGUGAUGAGUCAAUCUUUUCUAACUUGAAGGACCAAACAAAACCUUUAGGAUUAAAGAGGAAUUCAGUCAUUGCUUCCCAAAGAAGUGCAAAGGCAGACUUUACACAGCUAGAAAAGGUUGACGGUAUGGAACUGCCAGAUGAAGAAAUGCUGGUACAGUCAGCUUCUCAACAAGCAGGUACAAACUACAACACCCACAGCCUUCCCUCUAACGGCCCUGCUUCUGCCAUGUUGCAAAGCGAUGCUUGUCUCUUUAAUACAGUGAGGUCAAAGAGACAAACCCAAGUCACUAGCAGAGGAGACACUGCAAAAAUGUAUACUCCGAAUGGUGAUAGAAGAAAUGUACAAAUGAAGGAAAACAAUUUCUCACCUCACAGUGUGUUCAGUCAGCCUCCCUGUAUGUUGCCAGCUGGUGACAGCAGAAAAGAACCUUUUCUUCCAAGUCAGAAAGGAUGGGAACAUAAUCUGCCUUAUGCAGCAAAAAGAGGCAGCAUCAAACAGGAAGAUCAGAGUGCAGAUGCUAUUAACCAGGCUGCUCCAAAGAGAAAGUCCUCACUGUUCAAUGUUGCUCCAGCUCCACCCACUGAAAAUUUGGCAAACUGUCAAGGCAUGUUGUCCUGUCCUGAACGUUCAUUGAGCUCCCCACAAAGCUCUCCACAAGCACUUUCUCAUAAAGACAAUUCUAAGGGUUUAGGAACGCUAACUACGUCUUCAGUAAAUUACAGAGCCACCAAACCUCCAGCAGAAGAUGGAAAAACAGCUCAAGUGAGCAAAAUAGGUGUUAACAGAGAGACUUCACAGGAAACGCUGCAAAAUACAAGCACUUUAGUUAGUAAGGACUGCAAUGGACAAUUCACUACUAGCUCUCCUCAAAAUGGAAAUUCUGGAAAUACUUUUAUGCACAGGUUUAAUGGAGACCCCAAGUCCUCUGAACAUAGUUUAAAUUAUUUUUGCCUUGAAAAAGAAAGUGGAAAAAUAAGGCGAAGUUCGCCUUGCAUUGAAAGGCUUCACAAGGAAGACGGCUCACUGAGACAUAUGAGUAGCUGCAGCAUUACUGGCUCUCCCAGCAGAAACAAACUCACUUCUCCUGACUCACUUGUUAUUUACUACACAUUGCCUAGAAAAUCUGCUAGCAUUUCUGGCAGUAUUAUGUCAGAUACGCCCAUCUCCUUACCUAGAGAAAUGAGAGCAACACAUGAUUGUUUAAGGUCUGAAAUGCCACAUAGAGCUGAUGCCUUUUGCUCUCAUCAAAGAGAUGUGUCUUAUUUAGACUCAAAACCUUCCAUUUUAACAUCAACAUCAUUAAAUACUGCUGCAAGUAACAAAGGAAAAGAUUACUCCAGUCCUUUUAACAAGAGUCCUAAUGAUUCAGUAAGUAGUAGUACAUCGGUUGAACUGACAGAUAGAUGCAAACAUCUAAGCAGACAAGAAUACUCUGUGUUUUCAGACUGUAAGGAGAGGGGGAGUUUUUUGCAGAAGUACAAAACUACAAGCACAUUUACAGUUUGUGUUGAUGAAGAUAAUGUCAAGUAUCAUGAACUAGUUUCAAUUUAUUACACAUUACCACGGAGGCAUUCAAGAACAUUUUGCAACCUCUUUAGAGAUAAUCCAGAGGAUGCAGAUUUACCUGCUGAAUCACCAAGAAUACAAAACAAGAAAAAUGAAGGCCAUGUGAGUUUAGGAAAUGUUUUCUUCCCCAGUACUUUGGAAAAAGAGGUGCCUUCAUAUUUUUGCGACGAAGUACCUUCAGCUCUGGCCACACCUCAGAACUCAGAAAUUGCUAUUGAUAGUGACAAAGAGAAUUCUCACUUACCUCCUAGCUCUGAGAAGAUAGGUACUUCAAAGUCAGUAAGUAUGGCACAUAGUAAGAAAGAUAGUUCAGCAGAUUUUUCAUUAGCAGAAAAUGUGCUUUCUGCUAUGGUGACAAAAGAAACUCCUUUUGGUGGUCCACAACCCACUACGGUAGUGGCUAAGUCAGGCAAGGCCAUUUCUGAUGCUUCAAGCAUCAGCCAAGCUUCAAGCCAAAAUACAGAAAUGUGUUUGAAAGAAAAGAAGGAAAUUUUACAAACAGCCCCACUGCUAAUGUCCACUUUACCAACGUCUCCCAAGACAAGCAGAUGUUUAGAGAAUCCUUCAUAUUCAACAAAUAAAAAUACUAUAUGGAAGGGAAACUCAGAAAACUGUUGUCAGCCUCCUAAAGUAAACACCAAUAAACACCUGAACAGUUCACUCCUCCAUCCAGGAGAGAAGAGUUCCCUUGAAAGGAACGGGAACACAGAGCAUGCUGACAUGCCACCUCCUCCUGUGGGAGACACAUGCAGGGAUAGUACUGCAGUUGAAGAGGGGGUAAAUUUCCUACACCAAACCACCCCUCUGUAUAAUAAUAAAUGUAGUAGACUGCAAUUAAGGGUUGACAGUUCAAGAAAAAAUGCAAAUUACUUAAAUUGUUGUAGUAAAAUGCUUUCAGAGGCUCAGAACAAAGUAUCUGAGGUAAGCACAGCUUCCUGCGCUGAUCCAUUACUUCAGCUAGGCAAAGUGAUUAGCACAGGUACAGGUGAAUUAAAGAAUUCAAAAAACACAAGAGAGCAAAACUUGCAGAGUACUCAAAUGAGUAAAGAUUAUAGUGGUUUGCAGGAAUCAGAGAGGCUCAGUGAAGGCAACUUGAACAUUAACUAUAAAGAUAAAACCCUCAGGAUUACACCAGAUCAGAGAGUAACACAGAGUGCAGAAGAUGAGAAUAAGCUUAUCUCAGACUGCACAAGAGACAAAGUGAAGGACAUAGAGAAAAGGAAGAACAGAGCUUCAAUUAAAAAUAAACUGGCAGCUGUUUACAAAACAAGUAGAAAAUUUUCCAGUAAAAAUUUACCCCCAAAACCACACAUAAGUAACAUUUUUUCACAGAAUGAUGGAAGUGCCACUUCUUUAGAGGUUGACACGUCCCUCGACUCAUUGAUUGCAACAGAUUCCCAACAGCCAUUCCUCCAGUUGGACAAGGAAAAUCAGAACCACAGUCUGGACCCUGAUAAGUGUAUGCCAAGACCAAGAACAGCUGAGAAUAAGACUCAAAAUCAGAAUGAUCCUUCUUUGCUUGUUAAUAAUACCAAUUGGAGGUCUCUUACAAGCUUAUACACCCCAAAAGAAGCCACAGGUCCCAAAAAGACUACAGUGAAAGUGGAAAAUAGGCCAAGUCUUACAACUCUAUUUCCAGAUAAAGUAGCAACAACAAGAAAUAAUAAUUCUGAAACACUUGAUGUCAGGUUAGAAAGCAAAACCCAGCCCAUCUUUUCCAGAGCUACUACAUCAGAUGCACUGGAUGAUGAGAAAAGAAGAGCUAGCAGUCGCGCCUGCAGUCCUCCCUUGCCACUUUUAACAGACAAAAACUCAAACAUGUAUAUAACUAACUGCUUGCAGGCAGAUGUGUGUCCAGAGCAAAACCUGACUUCCCUGACAGUGCUUGAUCGGUGUCAAAAUACCACUCAAUCUACUAGCUUAAAAAAUGCUAACCUGCACAGCUGUCAGCUGCGCAGGAGUCAUGCCAAAAGUCAGCGUGAGCGUCACCUUUCUGAGGGUGUGUGUCCUCUGGAUUCCAGUGAGACUUUUGCCUCAGGAAGCAAUAUUCUACCCAAACAUGGUACACACGGGAAGAGAUAUAAAUCUUACUCGGAGCUGUUGUCGUGUGAUGAAAAUGAAAACUGGGCGUCAGAUGAUGAAAAGUGUUACAGCACCAGAAAUUUGUAUCCUUCUGUUGAAUUUGGUAUAUUUGGCAAAGAGCAGCAGUUGGCUUUCCUGGAAAAUAUCAAGAGGUCACUCACAGAAGGGCGCUUAUGGAGACCUUAUCUUCUUAAUAACCCUGGUGCUCUCGGAGAUGGAGAGCCCCCAUCUAUAAACAGGGCUGAGCUUUUGAGCUCAAGUUCCACUGGGAGCAAAAUGUCAUCAGCUGCUUCGUCCCCCAGAGACCUGACUGAUACCUAUCAGGAAUUCCCAGAAGCUUAUUCAGACUCAGACAGUGAUACCACUACUGAUGAUGAGUACUACCUGGAUGAGAUAGAUAAAGAAUCUGAGCUAUGAAGAGCACAUGGUACUCAGAUAGCACUCAGUCAUUUCUGGGCAGCCAAAGCCAUUAAAAAAAUACUUUGAGACAGUUCUUGUGCUGCUAUAAAUUCGUGGAACUUCACUUUAAAGAAAUUAGUUAUGUUAGCUAAGCAUUUGACUUUGGUAUUAAAUAUGUGGCCUCAUCAUUGUUAUUUCUCCCAGGGAAAAACAAUGUUAAAAAUUCUCUUCCCAAAAUAAUAGAAAGUAAACAGCUGUGGAGCUCUGGGCAAUGUAACUCCAGAGAUGGCUUUCCUCUGAGUCAGCAAGCAGUGGCUUAGGCUCCUGCCAGCUACACAGUGCUGAGAAGGAUAAUUCAUAGCACAACUUUGUCUUAAAAGGCUGAACAGAAAACCGAGAGGUUACUUUGCUGAUAAAUUGUUGAUUCUCCUGACUUAGCAAAUCAGUCCUACCCACAUACCCAAUAAACAUCCCCACAAAACAAAACCUGUUCCAUUUCUACAGCACAUAGUAUAUUAAUGUUCUUUCUCUGCAUUCCUGGCAUGUGU